AUGUCAUAUGUUCACUAUAUAAUCUUAAUUCUUAUCUAUUCACCGCUCGCACUAAGAGCAAAUGUGUUUAAUUCUUCUGUCAGUCUCUUUUUUGAUAACGAAGUUGGACGAUGUAUCGCUACUUUUUCACCAUCCUGCUUCGAUGAGUACUGCUACGCUCAUGUUACAAAACACAAUGAGGGUAGAAUUUUUCGACUAGGAUGUUUAUCCUCACCUGAAAAUGAAAAACUGCAAGUUUGCAAGGACAUCUUAACACAUAAUCAUUAUAACAAUACUUGCAUUGAAACAGGUGAUCAUCAAAUGUGCUGCUGUUAUCAACGUAAUGGCAGCUUUUGUAACUCUAAAUGGAAGCCAAAUAUUGUCAUGCCCUCUAUGAGUAAGCACGAGGUACUCAUGCUAGGAACUGGAGUGAUAGUAAAAACAAUUAUCUUUUAUGGCUUGUAUCGCUCAUUGGAACGAACUUCAAGAUCUUUGGAAGAUAAUGUAGUCAAUCAAUAUUGCGACAAAGUUAUGCAGAUUGAAUUGAACUGCGGUUUUGGCAAAAUUAUACUUCUUUUUGCGUUGGUAAUUUGUCUUUGGUAUCCGGUAAUGCCACAGUGUGAAGUUGUUGCUGAAGGGGAACUUGAACAAAAGUACUAUUUCAUUUAUCAGAUGAGUAGCAGUGCUGCUAUUGGAUUGUUCUACUGCCUUUAUCCUUUGCUAAUGUGUGCACUUGAUUUGAACAGAAUACGAGCGAUGGCUAUGAAUACAACGAUUUCGCGAAUUCCUUAUAGCGUUGUUUCAUUGGGAGCCACAGCAUUUUCUCUUGUACCGUUUUCGAUGUUUGUUUAUCAAACCAUACCGGUCUACCAACGUGAAUUUAGUAAGAGCUACUGCAAACUUGGGAAACAAAUGACACAGCUCGCGUUUGUAAAUGUGUGUUACGUAGCACAUGCAACACUGACAAUCGUUCAAGAAGCAAUCACAUAUUUUCUGCAAUCAAAGCAUCAUUUCAAUAGGUUCUCACCAUAUAUGGGAAAGAAUAUUGCUUGCAAAAGCAGUAGCAGAGAGGAACAGGAGCAGCUUGGUACAGCCAAAUCAAAUACCACCACUAAAGAUGAAGAAAGUUUGCUGCUAAUUACUCCUCGUCCCUUCAUUCUUGACGAGGAAAGAGAAGGUAUUCUUUCUUUGAAGAAUGCACACGAUGACGAAUGGAUGACAGUAAGGGUACUUGUAUCAUCUCCAGACUCCUACAUUAUUCGUCCUCAUAAAGUUAUUAUUCCUCCACAGAAAACUUCUACGAUAUCCGUUCAACUAUGUUGUUGCGGGAAACACUGCCCACCGAAGGAAACAGGCCUCAUGCUGCAGUGGUUCUCCCUUAGCCGCAGUUAUUUGUGCUUCGACGCAACUCGCCUGUGGCAGCGGCCUUACUUGAUCCCUAAAAGUUGCUGGAAGUUUUAUGUGUUGCCAAUAUAUCACGAUUCAAAGAAUGUAGUAUGUGAAUCAUGAUAGUAACAAUCGAGC
Cylicocyclus nassatus is the source of this 1503-nucleotide messenger RNA. The record is from the annotation of a GenBank genome assembly. NCBI's taxonomy places the organism in Eukaryota, Metazoa, Nematoda, Chromadorea, Rhabditida, Strongylidae.